This is a messenger RNA of Strongylus vulgaris, 729 nucleotides long. Lineage: Eukaryota; Metazoa; Nematoda; Chromadorea; Rhabditida; Strongylidae. The record is from the annotation of a GenBank genome assembly.
AGCAAUUCCGGCACGGACAAUGUUGGGAGUGAAUUCAUUGUUAGCAAUGACCUUUCAAUUUGGUAAUAUUAUCAGGAAUCUUCCACGGGUGUCAUAUGUAAAAGCGAUAGAUGUGUGGAUGUUAAGGUUAGAAAUGUACACUAAGCUUACACAAUUAGAAUUGAAAGUGGGUGGUAUGCUAUUUAUUUUUCUUUCGUUAUUGGAAUUGGCUGUGGUUGGAUUUAUGUCGAGAAAUGAAGGACUUCCUCCAAAAACAAAGAAGAAACGGAAAAGAGAUGAAUCGGAUGAUAAUUUUUCUUGGAAGGGUAUUCAAACAAGCCCUCAUCUGGAAUUACGACAGUUUUGGGUCGACAAACGAAUAAAUUCCGUACGGAAUAGCACAGAUGUGAGUUCUUGUGAGAGUAAAUUGAAAGUGCUCUGUUUUGAACAGGCGCUUUCACAGUAUCCCACUGACGGGCCGCCUCCAUUGGAAGCUCCUUAUACACCAGUACAUCGAAGUCGUCCCAAGCGCAGUUUCUUCAACACGAUGCGGAAAUGGUGGAAGAGCAUUCCACCAGUGCGACCGGAAGUUGUAGAUUUCUAUAGUUACUGGGGGUACUACUUGUCCAGUCUUUCUGCUGUCGAUGACGAUGCUGUGCCUAAUACUCUUGGCCUCACAUUUUUUAUAAACAUAAGCAGAUCUGUGGAUUUCGCAUCGAUACAACAUCUUGAUGAUCGUUUACAUUGAGG